GGACGGCGACGGGGACUCCAAAACCCGCAAAAAGACUGGGGAGAGAACGCUGUUGUUGCGGGAAUUUCUAAACAGUUAAGCAGCCAUUACAAAAUGCCGCUAAUGAUGUCUUUUAAAGAAGUUCGAAAUCAACUUUUGAUUAGCCACGAUGAUGGUGCGAUAAACGAUGAGGAACUUCUACUCAUGUAUGAUAUAAACAGGUCCAAUAAUCUCGAUCUUCCAUACAAUUCUUAUCCUGGUUUUGACUUCAAUGAUUUGGAAGACAACGAGUGCCUUUCAGAGUUUCACUUAUACAAGAACGACUUACUAUUUCUG
Porites evermanni is the source of this 315-nucleotide messenger RNA. The record is from the annotation of a GenBank genome assembly. Lineage: Eukaryota; Metazoa; Cnidaria; Anthozoa; Scleractinia; Poritidae.